This is a messenger RNA of Linum tenue, 333 nucleotides long. NCBI's taxonomy places the organism in Eukaryota, Viridiplantae, Streptophyta, Magnoliopsida, Malpighiales, Linaceae. The record is from the annotation of a GenBank genome assembly.
AUAAAACUCAUAGAAAAGUUCGUGACAGAAGAAAUGGAAAAUACUGCAAUGAAGUUGGCCUUCUUUUUUGCUCUCUUGUUCUUCACAGCUGGUCUGGAGAAGAGAGUUGCAGAUGGAAGGGGACUCGUCGUAGAUUCAUUUAAAUGCAAGAUACAAGAGGAUUGUUACGAGAACUGCAAGUGCCAAAUUUGUGCAUGUGAAGGGAAAAAAUGUAUUUGUAAGGUGAAAAACGAUAACAGCGUCACGAAUGCUACUGCCAAUAGUACACCACACCAAACCAUCGAUCCUCCGUCUCUCACAUAUUAGAUUUCGGCCCUGCCCGUUGAAUGCGAC